UUUACAAACACGAAAUCGUUAUCAGUAGGUACUCAGUUCAAUGGUUAAUCAACAUAAAAAAAGAUGGAUACACGUAAAGCAAAACUCGCAGAAAUUAAUAAUUUUAUAGAAAAUGCAAAUAGCACCAUCGAUAAGAUGCUGCACAGUUUCGCCUGGAGCAGAGAUGUGCUGCAGUCGAAGAAUAAAACAUCUGCACCUGUAGGUAGGCAAAAUCUAUCCAGCUGUAGAACGGAAUCGGCGGGCCAGCAUAAAAGCAAGGAUCUGAUAGAAGAACCACUUCCAGAAUCAUUCCUUGACGGUAAACAUCCUUGCUCUAUCAAAUUUGAUCAUGCCCCGGAACAGGUUCCAAAGAGUCACAAAGAUUUAAUCACAAAUUUCACGAGAGAAGAAAGGCUUGCUAUGUAUGAACAAACUAUUGCAUCGACCCCGAAACAUGAAUCGCUCCCUGAAUUACAACUAAAUUUCAAGAAACGGGACAACCAAGAAAGAUUAACCUCAUUGGCAGACAUUGCAGCCUAUCGGCGUGACACGCAUCGAAGAAGCCAAAAAUACCGUUUCGCAAAAAAUCCUCUUUCGUAUCAGGAAGAAAUGCGGAAUUUAAUUCAGUUGCAGACGGAUGCACUGGCUGAAUAUCUCGGACAAUCGAAGGUUGUUGAUACUAGAGGAAAGGACCGAGACUCAAGAAAAGAAGCAGAUUCUAGCAGAAGCAGCUUAUCAAACCCUCAACACGUAUCGCGGGAAAGGGAAAAGCGUAGAGCUAGUAGAGACGUAGAUGAACGUGAUAAACAUAAAGAUAGGAAAUCGAAAAAACGCAGGAGAUCCAGGUCACGUUCCAGAAGCGGGUCGCGUCACAAACAUAAAUCGAAGAAAAAGCGUUCCAAGGAUAAAGGCAAACAUAAAUCGAAGCAUUAAAUUUCAAAGUAGAUACCUAACUAAACAUGAUCAUUAUGUUCCCUAUUCGCACAACAGUCCCAUGUUUGCUGAGUUUCCUUUUCACAUGGGACUGUUGUGCAAAUGGGGGCAUUCAAGUGAAGUUAUGGCAAACGACCUUAUGCUCGGUUUCUCAGAGAUAUUAACACUCAGGCUUUGAAAAAUACUUGGUAUAAUUGACAAUAGGUUUUAGAGACUGAAAAUGAUAAAGGGGUGUCGAAUUUAAACAAUAUGGU
This is a messenger RNA of Aedes albopictus (Asian tiger mosquito), 1166 nucleotides long. Its product is annotated as U11/U12 small nuclear ribonucleoprotein 48 kDa protein-like. NCBI's taxonomy places the organism in Eukaryota, Metazoa, Arthropoda, Insecta, Diptera, Culicidae. Bases 64 to 912 code for a protein of 282 amino acids. The record is from RefSeq and is a predicted model, not a curated record. The transcript has 3 exons.